AUGUCAGAUACUACAACACAAUCUCAAAAUCCCAAUCCUCUCAACGAGGAGCAGCGACUCCGCCAGCGCGAGGCCUCCACACCCGCGAGACAAUUCAAAGCACAGGUAGAGGAAGAGAGGAGGCGGAUUUUGCUUUCAGAACCUUUCGGUUGGGUGAGGAUAACCCCACUCGACUUCCUGGACGAGGCUCGAAGAACGGUUAGGAAGCGCUGGGUCGAGCAAGGAAUCUGGAAUAAGAAGUGGACCUACGAGGAUAUAGGCCGGUGGAAGCACGAAGAACCACUUGAGCUUGAAUCGGAAUCAGAGACGGACACAGAAGUAGAAUGCUCACUUCCACGUUUCUAUAUCUUCUCGCCCAGACGCCCAAAGAGCGACGAAGAGAAGAGACGGAUUGCAGAGCGAUUAGUUGUACGGGAGCGUGAACGCGAGGCUUCUCGUCCAUAUCAUCAGUUUGUCUACCAAGUGUCGAAAGAGCGGGAACGUAUCAAGGAGAAAUCCGCUGAUGGGGAAAGUGUUAAUGCUGACGACAUUAACACAAAGGCCUACAAGAUUGUCAAGAAUAUCUGGAACAACCAAGGGAUGUGGAAAACAAGUUGGGGUAUGCUACCUGGAAUGUCGUGGAAGCAUGAACAACCUUUGGAGGAGAUGGUUCGGGAAGAGAUGGUCGAUGAUCCUGUUCCAGCGAACCCAGUUGUGAACGCCAGCCAUGAUGCACCUCCUAUCCGACUCUUUGGGUCUUCUCCUAUCCAACUCUUUGGGCGUUCUUCUCCCGUUCAAGUGCCUGUUGCCUUGAAUUCUUCUCAACAAGGACCACCAACAGACGUUGCUUCAGACGAAUCAGAGAAUGCCGACGUCGAAUGUUCUCCCUCAUCGCCGGAUUCAUAUCCACCCAGUCUAGGUAAACGGGGUUUUCGUACUAGUACGGGGCAGGCACAGCUGUCAGAGAAGAGAAAAGGCUCUCAAAAAGAUGGGCAACCGGCAAACGCAUCUCUUGGCCCAUUCCAUCCAUCAAAAGUCACAAAAGCGUCUGCAAAACCUCAGGGCGUAGUGAAAAAACGAGAUGCGAAGAUCUCACGGGGGAAGGGAAGGAAAAAUUGA
Cadophora gregata is the source of this 1098-nucleotide messenger RNA. RefSeq lists its product as uncharacterized. The transcript has a single exon. The record is from RefSeq and is a predicted model, not a curated record. The coding region runs from base 1 to 1098 and encodes 365 amino acids. NCBI's taxonomy places the organism in Eukaryota, Fungi, Ascomycota, Leotiomycetes, Helotiales, Ploettnerulaceae.